GUCUUAUUUUUCGCGUACUUAGACUGCUUGUCUAGUGUUCACGCUGUCAUUCGCUUUUAAUGGAUCCUGCUGAUGUCUCUCUGAGCUCAUGGUCUUCUUCUGUGGACAAUCAAAAGGAAGAAUAUAAAAUUUGGGACUACAAUCCGUCCAUCGCAGCGGCCGCAGUCGGUGCUGGGGUCUGUGGAUUUCUUACACUUCUUCAUGCUCUCCGGUUGGCAAGAAAUCGCGUCGGAUUCUGUAUACCAUUCAUCAUCGGUGGAUUGUUCGAAACAAUCGGAUACGCUGCUCGUGCCGGAGCCUACAACAACACGGAGUCCCUACCGCCAUACGUCGCCCAAUCCCUCCUCAUCCUCCUCGCUCCAAUCUUCUUCGCCGCAUCUAUCUACGCCAUCCUCGGGCGCCUCAUACGCCGUGUUGAUGGUGACAACAUUUCCAUUGUCCACCCUUCAGUCAUGACGCGUUUCUUCGUCAUCGGCGACGUCCUUUGUUUCCUGAUCCAGGGUGGUGGCGGCGGCAUACUCUCGCAGGCAAAAAAUCAGAGUGACAUGGAUCUCGGCAACAACACAAUUCUUGUUGGCCUUGGUCUGCAGAUUUACUUAUUCUGCUUCUUUGUUAAGAUUGCGGGAAGCUUUCACAGAGACCUGCAGAACCAUCUCACCGUUUCUGCAAUGGAUGGAAAGUUCCCAUGGCGGAGAUAUAUGGUUCUGCUAUAUGUGGCAUGUUCGUGCGUCGGGUUAAGGAAUACGUACCGGGUGGUGGAAUAUGCGAUGGGGAAGGACGGAUUUCUUCUUAGCCACGAAUGGCCUCUUUACGUUGGCGAUUUUGCACUUAUGGCAGUUACUCUUAUCGUCUGCUUAGCGUGGUACGAUCCGAAUAUAAGACCCCGGCGAACACCGACGGAUGGCGCGGAAAUGGAACUCUUAUGAGGGGAGAAAGUUAUAGUUAUUUCGAGUUAAAAUAUCUCUUAUGUUCUACAGUGUAG
Trematosphaeria pertusa is the source of this 982-nucleotide messenger RNA. RefSeq names its product RTA1-domain-containing protein. The transcript is spliced from 3 exons. Lineage: Eukaryota; Fungi; Ascomycota; Dothideomycetes; Pleosporales; Trematosphaeriaceae. The coding region runs from base 60 to 926 and encodes 288 amino acids. Gene Ontology annotation, cellular component: membrane. The record is from RefSeq and is a predicted model, not a curated record.